UGUCACUCACGGGAUGUUUCACAAUCACUUUGAAGUCAAAGUUCACUACAGCAAAUUUUCACACGUUUCUCCAAUUUCCGGUGUAACGCUAAAAAAAAUGUCAGUUGUGAGUGGCACUUUGAUAGGCAGUGAAAUUGUUAAAGCGGAUAUGUCAGAUUACCUAAAAGCUUUUCCUGCAAAGUUCGCACGCCAUCUGCUGAUCAAGAAAGUACCACGAACAUCAAGACAUAUACCACUUCUAGAUCAAACAGUCAGGGAAGGCAUUAUUUAAGUCCUCCGGCUAGCAGAGAAAGAUUCAUCACAGAGUCAUUCCCGACGAUACACAAGAACAUAUUCUGAGAAAAAUCUUUUCAUGAAUUACUGAUCGGCUUAUGAAACCACAGGAAGGAUAUUCCCACCAGCGCUGUACAACUCGGGUCAAAGUUAUCAAGUUGUCCGGAAAACUUAGACGCAUCGGAACAUGAAGAUGAAAACUCUUAUAAUUUACGUUUUGGCCACACUUUUGACAACAGAAAUGAUACAAUUCCCGAACACAGCACAUGCUGCCCCGAGUCAACGAAAUUUCAAGAGCGAAGAUGAGAUAAUAGAAGGUGACAUAUUAGUGACCGAACCUCUCAGACGUGCCAUGAAGGCGGGCAACUCAAGGACCAGACGUGACAUUGUUAGCAACAAGAUCAAAAGAUGGCCGGAUGGUGUAGUGCCAUACAAAUUAGAUUCUAGCCUAAGUAAAGAAGCUAUCAAGGCAAUUAAGGUAGCUAUACGUGAGUUCCACAGAAGGACUUGUGUAAAAUUCGUCCUUCACACCAACGAACAGGACUAUCUGGAAUUCCAAGGAAGUUACGGCUGCUUCUCAGCCAUUGGCCGUCAGGGUGGAAAGCAGCGACUCUCUGUCGGUGAAGGAUGCGAAUAUAAGGGAACAGUCCUGCACGAGAUCAUGCAUGCUCUGGGAUUCUUUCACGAACACUCUCGCACUGACAGGGACGACUAUAUCAUGGUUCUAUGGUGGAACAUUGAGCCAGGAUUCGAAAAGAAUUUCGAAAGUUACGGUCCUGAACGACUUGACAGUGUCGGAGAACCGUACGACUUCGACAGUCUUAUGCACUACGACAACCAAGCUUUCAGCAAAAACGGCCAAAACACACUGGAGUCUUUAGCGAAUCCUAACAGAUCCUUGGGGAAUAUGGAUGAUUUUAGCAAAAUUGACAUAAAACAGCUGUUAAAGAGUUACCCCUGCAAGGCUGGGGAUAAGAAACCAAAAGACAAGAAGAAGGAGAGAUCACCAGAGAGUAAAUGCCUUGAUGUCUAUCAAAACAGAUGUAAAUAUUUCGCAUCUUACGAUGGAUAUUGCCAACAUUGGAAGUCGUUCAUGAAAAAGUGGUGUCCCUAUUCCUGUGGCUACUGUAAAACAGAGUCGCCUGAUAAAAGGCUGAAUAUAUGGAAAGGAGAAAAUGACACAAAGUGAAAGGCUCACUGGUUAGAGUGCAUUUCCAUUAGGUGUCGUGGAACCA
Pocillopora damicornis (cauliflower coral) is the source of this 1508-nucleotide messenger RNA. RefSeq names its product zinc metalloproteinase nas-6. Gene Ontology annotation, molecular function: metalloendopeptidase activity; zinc ion binding. The record is from RefSeq and is a predicted model, not a curated record. Gene Ontology annotation, biological process: proteolysis. Lineage: Eukaryota; Metazoa; Cnidaria; Anthozoa; Scleractinia; Pocilloporidae.